Molecule: messenger RNA, 2218 nt
Organism: Pongo pygmaeus (Bornean orangutan)
Lineage: Eukaryota; Metazoa; Chordata; Mammalia; Primates; Hominidae
Gene: PNPLA3
Product: patatin like domain 3, 1-acylglycerol-3-phosphate O-acyltransferase
Exons: 9
Coding region: 153-1595 (480 amino acids)
Biological process (GO): triglyceride catabolic process; lipid homeostasis
Cellular component (GO): lipid droplet; membrane; cytoplasm
Molecular function (GO): 1-acylglycerol-3-phosphate O-acyltransferase activity; triacylglycerol lipase activity
Source: RefSeq, a predicted model, not a curated record
GGGGGGCGGGGCGCUGGGAAUGCCCUGGCGGAGACACUGAGGCCGGGUAGAGAGCGCUUGCGGGCGCGGGGCGGAGCUGCUGAGGAUCAGGACCCGAGCCGAUUCCCGAUCCCGACUCAGAUCCGAACCCGCGCCCCCGCCCCGCCGCCGCCAUGUACGACGCCGAGCGCGGCUGGAGCUUGUCCUUCGCGGGCUGCGGCUUCCUGGGCUUCUACCACGUCGGGGCGACCCGCUGCCUGAGCGAGCACGCCCCGCACCUCCUUCGCGACGCGCGCAUGUUGUUCGGCGCUUCGGCCGGGGCGUUGCACUGCGUCGGCGUCCUCUCCGGGAUCCCGCUGGAGCAGACUCUGCAGGUCCUCUCAGAUCUUGUGCGGAAGGCCAGGAGUCGGAACAUUGGCAUCUUCCAUCCAUCCUUCAACUUAAGCAAGUUCCUCCGACAGGGUCUCUACAAAUACCUCCCAGCCAAUGUCCACCAGCUCAUCUCCGGCAAAAUAUGCAUCUCACUCACCAGAGUGUCUGAUGGGAAAAACGUUCUGGUGUCUGACUUUCGGUCCAAAGACGAAGUCGUGGAUGCCUUGAUAUGUUCCUGCUUCAUCCCUUUCUACAGUGGCCUUAUCCCUCCUUCCUUCAGAGGCGUGCGAUAUGUGGAUGGAGGAGGGAGUGAUAACGUACCCUUCAUUGAUGCCAAAACAACCAUCACCGUGUCCCCCUUCUAUGGGGAGUACGAUAUCUGCCCUAAAGUCAUGUCCACGAACUUUCUUCACGUGGACAUCACCAAGCUCAGCCUACGCCUCUGCACAGGGAACCUCUACCUUCUCUCGAGAGCAUUUGUGCCCCCGGAUCUCAAGGUGCUGGGAGAGAUAUGCCUUCGAGGAUAUUUGGACGCAUUCAGGUUCUUGGAAGAGAAGGGCAUCUGCAAUAGGCCCCAGCCGGGCCUGAAGUCAUCCUCAGAAGGGAUGGAUCCUGAGGUUGCCGCGCCCAGCUGGGCAAACAUGAGUCUGGAUUCUUCCCCAGAGUCGGCUGCCUUGGCUGUGAGGCUGGAGGGAGACGAGCUGCUAGACCACCUGCGUCUCAGCAUCCUGCCCUGGGAUGAGAGCAUCCUGGACACCGUCUCGCCCAGGCUCGCUACAGCACUGAGUGAAGAAGUGAAAGACAAAGGUGGAUACAUGAGCAAGAUUUGCAACUUGCUACCCAUUAGGAUAAUGUCUUAUGUAAUGCUGCCGUGUACCCUGCCCGUGGAGUCUGCCAUUGCGAUUGUCCAGAGACUGGUGACAUGGCUUCCGGAUAUGCCCGACGAUGUCCUGUGGCUGCAGUGGGUGACCUCACAGGUCUUCACUCGAGCGCUGAUGUGUCUGCUCCCUGCCUCCAGGUCCCAGAUGCCAGUGAGCAGCCAACAGGCCUCCCCAUGCACACCUGAGCAGGACUGGCCCUGCUGGACUCCCUGCUCCCCCGAGGGCUGUCCAGCAGAGACCAAAGCAGAGGCCACCCCACGGUCCAUCCUCAGGUCCAGCCUGAACUUCUUGGGCAAUAAAGUACCUGCUGGUGCUGAGGGGCUCUCCACCUUUCCCAGUUCUUCACUAGAGAAGAGUUUGUGAGUCACUUGAGGAGGCAAGUCUAGCAGAUUCUUUCAGAGGUGCUAAAGUUUCCCAUCUUUGUGCAGCUACCUCCGCAUUGCUGUAUAGUGACCCCUGCCUGUGACAUGGAGGAUCCCAGCCUCUGAGCUGAGUUGGUUUUAUGAAAAGCUAGGAAGCAACCUUUCAUCUGUGUAGCGGUCCAGCACUUAAGUCUAAUACGUCAGCAUGCGUUAAUUCAGCUGGUUGGGAAAUGACACCAGGAAGCCCAGUGUAGAGGGUCCCUUACUGACUGUUUCGUGGCCCUGUUGAUGGUCAGACUGUUCCAGCGUGAGGUUCUUAGCAUGACCAGUGUUUGGAUGGGUGGGGGCCUUGUGAUGGGGAGUGGGCUGGCCCAUGUGUGAUCUUGUGGGGUGGAGGGAAGAGAAUAGCAUGAUCCCACUUCCCCAUGACGUGGGAAGGGGUGCAGUUCGUCCCCAAGAAGGACACUGCCUGUCGGGUGGCCUGCAAAGAUGAUAACCUUGACUACUAAAAACAUCUCCAUGGCAGGGGUAACAAGAUGAUAAUCUACUUACAUUUUAGAACACCUUUUUCACCUAACUAAAAUAAUGUUUAUAGAGUUUUGUAUAAAAAUGUAAGGAAGCGUU